Molecule: messenger RNA, 2059 nt
Organism: Lampris incognitus (smalleye Pacific opah)
Lineage: Eukaryota; Metazoa; Chordata; Actinopteri; Lampriformes; Lampridae
Gene: nucb1
Product: nucleobindin 1
Exons: 13
Coding region: 73-1371 (432 amino acids)
Cellular component (GO): endoplasmic reticulum-Golgi intermediate compartment; extracellular exosome
Molecular function (GO): calcium ion binding
Source: RefSeq, a predicted model, not a curated record
UUUUAUUCGACGCACACCAAUAUUGGAUUGAGCAGUAAGCCGCAGAUCCCGGUCAAUUGAGAAUACAGGAGAAUGAAUUUGGAUCCACGUUUGUGGCUGCUUCUGUCCAUUACUGCUGGGAUCUGGGCAGUGCCUAUUGACCGCAGUGGAGGUCCCCAGCAAGCCCAGCAUGUUGAGGAAGAAAAACAGGAAGAGAAUGUGGAUACAGGUUUGUACUAUGACAGGUAUCUCAGAGAGGUGAUUGAGGUUUUAGAGACAGAUCCUCACUUCAGAGAGAAACUCCAGACAGCUAACACAGAAGACAUCAAGAAUGGCCGUUUAAGUAAGGAACUGGACCUAGUGGGUCACCAUGUUAGGACUCGUCUAGAUGAGCUGAAGAGGCAGGAGGUCUCCCGCCUCAGGAUGCUGCUCAAGGCCAAACUAGACAGUACCAACACACAGAGUCUACAGAUGGACCAUGCCUCCCUGUUGAAGCAGUUCGAACAUCUAGAUCCACACAAUCAAAACACCUUUGAGGCCAAAGACCUUGAGCUGCUAAUUUCAACGGCCACGAAAGAUCUGGAGAACUAUGAUGCUGAAAGACAUGAGGAGUUCAAACGCUAUGAAAUGCUGAAGGAGCACGAGAGGCGGGAAUACCUGAAGGGACUGGACCAAGAGAAGAGGGAGAAAGAGGAGAAGAGGAUGCAGGAGCUAAAAGCGAAACACCGCCAGCACCCCAAAGUUAAUGCUCCAGGUAGUGUUGCUCAGCUUCGAGAGGUGUGGGAGGAGACAGAUGGCCUUGAUCCACAGGAGUUCAACCCUAAAACCUUCUUCAAACUUCAUGAUACAAAUGAGGAUGGUGUUUUAGAUGAACAAGAACUGGAGGCUCUCUUUACCAAAGAGCUGGAGAAGGUCUACGACCCGAAGAAUGAAGAGGAUGAUAUGAUGGAGAUGGAGGAAGAAAGGUUGAGAAUGAGGGAGCAUGUCAUGAAAAAUGUGGAUAUCAAUAAAGAUCGGCUUGUCAGCCUGGAGGAGUUCCUCAGAUCCACGGAGAAGAAGGAGUUUAAUAAUCCUAAAGAGUGGGAGAUUCUGGAUGACACCAAGCCAGUCUACACAGAAGCAGAGCUCCAGCAUUUUGAGGCAGAGCUCCGUGAUAAAGAGGAAGAGCUUAAUAGAAAGGCAGAGUCUCUUCGCAAAGAACAAGAACUGCUUAAGGAGAGGGGCAAGGCCCUGGAGGCCCAGCGGAGAGAAUACCAACAGGCGGUAUUAGAAAUGUCUCAGAGACAGAAGGAACAGCAGGCAGCGGAUGGGCAGCCUCCUGCAGGUCCUAACGAAGAACUGCUUUUCCAGAAAGAGACGCAAAAAUUGGAAGAUGGAGGUAAACUGUUCUGAAGGAUUUAAAGAGAUGAAAGCCCCAGUAGAACAAGAAGUUGGCGCCCAGAAUAAUCUGCCUGCAGAGCCACCACAGAAUCUGCCUUUACACACCUAAUGCAGCCCACUCUGUCUGUCUUAUCUCAUAUAAACUUAGCACAAAAAGUAAGGAAAUUUGUGUUUGGUAGAUUAUUUCUUUGUUGUAACAAUGCUUCUUGGCAAUAAAUCUUAUAUCAGGCAGCUGAUUGUCAGCACCUGGGGUACCAGAAGCUCAAAACAAGAGUCAAUAGCAACAGCAAAAUAAGCUGUUUGGCAUUGGCAGAGAACAUUUGGCAAAUUUUUCAUGGGCGCAACCCACAUACUCAGCUCUGCUGCUCAUCCCACAAAUGCAUGUUCCUUACAAAUGUAGCGCCAUUUAAAAGGGAAAUAAACAGGCUUUCCAACGGUAUAAAAUGUAUUGCCAGGAAGCAUUGUUACAACAAAGAAAUAAUCUACCAAACACAAAUUUCCUUACUUUUUGUGCCAAGUAUACGUAUAUACACACACACACUGUCUGAUUUGCACUGACGCAGAUAUCCAGAUGGGUUAUGCAGACUUCAUUAUGUGAAUAGUGUGUUUAAAUUCAAAUUGUAACACAGACUAAAAUCUAUCAUAACUUUUAUCUCUGUGUUAAUUUCUGUGGUGUACAUCUGAAUAAAGAGAUCAAAUA